Molecule: messenger RNA, 885 nt
Organism: Rotaria sordida
Lineage: Eukaryota; Metazoa; Rotifera; Eurotatoria; Philodinida; Philodinidae
Source: the annotation of a GenBank genome assembly
AUGUUUAUACCUUCUUUAUUAUUAAGAGCAAUUAUUGAAUGUUUAUUUUGUAUUAUGACAAUUUGUUUAAAUAUUCUUUUCAUAGUUGCAAUUAUACGGUUACGAACUUUACGCACACCACAAAAUAUUUUAUUAGUCAAUUCAGCAUUAAAUCUUAUAUGUUCAUGUUUUACUUUUCUGACCUCAGUAACAAUUGCAUUACAAUAUUCAAUAACUCAUUAUAUCAAUAUGGAAUUAUGUCGUAUAAUAGGCUAUUUAAUAUAUAGUUUUUGCCAUGGGAUUAUGUAUUCAUAUUUACUUGUUAGUAUAAAUCGUUUUUUGCAUGCAUUUUAUUGUUUAGAAAAAUAUUAUUUAUCAAUAAAAUUUCUAAUAUUUGAAAUAAUUUUACAAUGGUUUUUAUCAUUUCUUAUACCAUUAAUACCAUUAUUUUUAAAUCAAAUUGAAUUUCAAAUAAAACCACGUUUUUGUUCACCACGUAAACCGUUUUAUAUGACAUUAGAAAUAAUGACUGGAUUUUUUUUACCAAUUAUAUUUAUGACAGUAUUUAAUUUGAUAAUUUAUUUUCAUAUAAAUAAAUUACAUACAGAUAUUCAUUUAUCAUUUCAACAAAAACAAAAAUAUAAAUUAAAUAAAUUCUAUCAAAUAUCUCAUCGUUUAUAUAAUCGACAAAAUAAUAAAAAUGUUAAAUUAUUACAUCAAUUUGCAGCAUUUUCAUGUGUAUUUGUUAUUGCUAUAUCAUUAUUUAUUAUUACUUUAAUGAUUAUUAAUUGGAAUAAACCAAUUAAACAAUCAAUAUUUACUUUAUUUAAUAGUACAUCAAGAAAACAUUCAACAUCUGCAACUACUGUACAAUUUUCAGCUCCUCUUGGUUUCAAUUGUAACUAA